Molecule: messenger RNA, 1065 nt
Organism: Manacus vitellinus (golden-collared manakin)
Lineage: Eukaryota; Metazoa; Chordata; Aves; Passeriformes; Pipridae
Product: trace amine-associated receptor 1
Exons: 1
Coding region: 64-1065 (333 amino acids)
Biological process (GO): adenylate cyclase-activating adrenergic receptor signaling pathway
Cellular component (GO): membrane
Molecular function (GO): trace-amine receptor activity
Source: RefSeq, a predicted model, not a curated record
CUCAGCAUUAGGAAAAACAGUACUUGUUCUGCAUACCUGUGUGGAUUUGAGACAACAGUAAGGAUGCAACCAUGCUGUGAAUCUGUAAAUGGCUCUUGCAUAAGGAGCAGCUGGUCAAACAGUACCCGUGUUUCCAUGUAUAUCUUCAUGGUUUGCAUUAUUCUAGCCACAGUGGUUGGAAAUUUGACGGUUAUCAUCUCAAUAUCACAUUUCAAGCAGCUCCAUACGCCUACUAAUUUCCUGAUACUUUCAAUGGCUACAGUAGACUUCCUGCUGGGAUUCUUCAUCAUGCCUUGCAGUAUGGUCCGCUCCGUUGAGAACUGCUGGUAUUUUGGGGAGCUCUUCUGCAAGAUCCACACGAGCAUGGACAUUAUGCUGAGCACAGCUUCUAUUUUCCACCUUUCCUUCAUAUCCAUUGACCGUUACUAUGCUGUGUGUGAUCCUUUAAGAUACAAAUCCAAGAUAAAUACUUUUGUUAUUGUGGUCAUGGUGUUCAUAAGUUGGACAGUCCCUGCUGCUUUUGCUUUUGGGAUGAUCUUUCUAGACCUGAACUUGAGAGGGGCAGAAAAGAUUUAUAAUCAUAUCCAUUGUGCAGGAGGAUGCCUUCUCAUUUUUAGUGAAACUUCAGGUAUUGUGGCCUCUGCAGUAUCUUUUUACAUCCCCGGAUUUGUUAUGCUGUACAUCUAUAGGAAAAUAUAUUCUGUAGCCAAGAAGCAGGCAAGAUCCAUUGAUGCAAUUAGCAAAAAAAAGGUGCAAUUUGAAAUGAAGAAUCACAUUUCAUUCUGCAAAGAAGGGAAAGCUGCUAAGACAUUAGGCAUAAUAAUGGGAGUGUUUCUCAUCUGCUGGACUCCAUUCUUCUUCUUUACAGCUACCAAUCCAUUUAUGAAUUAUGUGAUACCUCAUAUUCUCAUCGAUGCUCUGGUUUGGUUUGGUUAUUUAAAUUCUACAUUUAACCCAAUUGUUUAUGCAUUUUUUUACAUGUGGUUUCGCAGGGCAUUAAAAAUUAUUCUGUUUGGAAAAAUUUUUCAACAGGACUCUUCCAGGUCUCAUUUGUUUUUAGAUUAA